Messenger RNA from Chondrus crispus (carragheen), 2330 nucleotides. RefSeq lists its product as hypothetical. The coding region runs from base 1 to 312 and encodes 103 amino acids. The record is from RefSeq and is a predicted model, not a curated record. The transcript is spliced from 2 exons. Lineage: Eukaryota; Rhodophyta; Florideophyceae; Gigartinales; Gigartinaceae.
AUGGAGACAAACCUGUUUUCUCGCAGCGAAAAAAAAAAGUUACGAACCCGAUUGUCUAUGCUCUUUCUCACCCAUUGCUUCCCUCACCACCGAUCGCAGAGCGCUGCGCCUCUCGUCAUCUUGUUCAGCAACUUCAAUGAGGCGUUCCAUUUCCUCCCAAUCCACACCAGCCUGCUUUGCCACCCCGGCGAUGAGCCGUGCGCUCAUUUCCCUUUCUCCUUCGGCGUCGUUCAGCGAGACGUCCUGCACAGACUCUCGCAGGAUAUUCGCAGCAAGCCGUCGACCGGGCCCCGAUUCUUCCCUCGCGGGUAGCAUUGACUCUGCUUUCGUGAGGAUGCGCUCUUUCAACUCACCCGCCCUUUCCGCAGAGGACCCCUCCCGCAAUGCCACCCCCUCGGGCAAGUUAGAUGCAGAAUCUGACUCUAUGGACAAGCCACGUGCUGCUACAGCCUGACGCACCAACUCGCCGCGCUUCUUGUACGAAUCUGCUACUGCAUUGGCGCUCUGCACGCGAGCGUUAGCUCUCGCCGUUUGCAUCCUGAGCACCGUCUAUCGUGGCAAGCCAUACGUCGCAAAAGUCAGUGAUUUCUGUGGCGCAAACGGCCCCGCGGCGCAAGUCUCCAAAUGAAGCGCCCGUGUGCGCCGAACGUACUCUCUCAAUCUGUGCCUUCUGCACCUCUGACAAGACGCGCGCGCGCACAGCGGCGCGCUUGAGCUUGAGUGCCGAGCGAUGCUCCGCCCGCUUCAAUACGCGGUAUGCAUGCAUGGCCUCUGAGGUGCGCUGGUAUAGCAGGGUCCGCUGCAGGAAGCGCAGCAUGGUGAUCGCCGCGAAGAGAGACCCCGCAGGUCGUCGAGCCAACGAUUGCGGAGAUGGAAGUACUGCGCCACAGAAGGGGUAUCUGCUGCGAUGUUAAUGAGAGUGAAGAGAGUGGCGAAAUUGAGGGGAUGGGAUGUGAAUCAUACCACCGAUGAUUGUGCGUUGGGAAAUUUUGCAGAUUGGAUCAGGAACGAGGAAGGUUGCUUUCGACACUGUCAGAGUACAUUGUUGUUGUUUAUUUCGGCGACGCCACCUCUCUGCACGAGCCUCUUGCCUUUCUGCAUGAAGCCGCGGGCUUCCUUCAAGAAGAAGAAAAGUUAGGAGACAUGCAAAGUUAUCCCUGGCCAGAAGGAUACAAGCUCAAAGAGCUAAUUACAAUGCUGUAUUGUAGGAAUAGGGGACGAGAGUGAUUUGCAAAAAAUUAUUUUUUUAUUCCCGUUGAAGAAAAAUUUUCCGGCGGCGCCGAGAGACAAAGCAUUGCUUGCACCUCAAUUAGUUUACCGAAGGCUGAUUUCUGUCCGGCGCAAGAAAACGGGUUCAACAUGCGUCUGCUAACGCACAACAUGCUGCAAUGCCCGCGAACGCUGGCGUACCCGCUGGAGCUGGAGAUCGAGACGUGCGACGAGGUAGACGUGGAGUACUCUGCGGCGUUUAUCCGACGGAUGCUACCGCGGGUGAACUGGGAGGUGUUCCUGGCGGCGGCGAAGCAAAUCCCGGACGCCGAGCUAGUGGGCAUGCUGCCGGCGGUGGCGCCGGGGGACGACGCGCCGGAUGACGGGGACGUGCUCAAGGCCGUGCAUCGAGCGCUGCUGCAGUGGCACGUGGUCGACGGGAAGCUGUCCGCCGACGGCGUGCGCUAUACUGUGAGUAAUGGGAUUCCCAACUUGGUCAUCACUGAAGUACGGAAGGAGGACGCGAGGGAGGAUGGGGAGGAUGGGGAGGAUGAGGUGAUGCAGGAUGACGGGAAGAGCGCGGAGUGAAAAGAGACGCGCACGCGGGAGGGAAGCAAAUAGAAGAUGCUCGUUUUCAAAAUGGUCUCAAUGCGCGACUAGGAUUCAGGGCGCAAGUGCACCACAUACCUCUUCGCUUCAAGGUGAGGAAUGGGGUUCCGAACUUGGUUGAUGUAGAGGUGCGGGAGGAGAAAAGCGAAGGUGGAGGAUGAGGAGGGUGAACGGAAGAGGCUUUUUUUACGCAAAGAGGUCUCCAGUCCACGCCGUCACGGGUGUCGGGUAGGACCAGUGGUUCUGGUCUUGACAGCACACGUGUCGUUUCAGACGAUGGGAACAAGUUUUCAACGUCGCCAGAAAGACAGGUUUUGGCAUAGGUGUACAGGAGUCGCUCGAUGCAAGAAUAGAAUAAGUGUGGUGGAGGCGUUGUGUCUUCUACAGUAUUCUUUACGGAGGAAGUGCAGCACCGUAUGACAAAGACAGAGAAUCAGAUGCAGUUGUGAGAGCGCCUUCGGUAUCCGCUGUUUGCUAUUUUUCCGUUAUUUAAUCAAAACGUUUUUCAGUCG